This is a messenger RNA of Eriocheir sinensis (Chinese mitten crab), 6381 nucleotides long. It is a transcript of the gene CrebB, whose product is annotated as cyclic AMP-dependent transcription factor ATF-1-like. The transcript is spliced from 10 exons. Gene Ontology annotation, molecular function: RNA polymerase II cis-regulatory region sequence-specific DNA binding; protein binding; DNA-binding transcription factor activity, RNA polymerase II-specific. NCBI's taxonomy places the organism in Eukaryota, Metazoa, Arthropoda, Malacostraca, Decapoda, Varunidae. Gene Ontology annotation, biological process: regulation of transcription by RNA polymerase II. Gene Ontology annotation, cellular component: transcription regulator complex; nucleus. The record is from RefSeq and is a predicted model, not a curated record. The coding region runs from base 514 to 1626 and encodes 370 amino acids.
UCCAGGGAAUAGUACUCGAUAUAUUGACCAAUGGGAAAGUGAAAUUCAUCCGGAAUCAGCCAAUGGAAACUUUGCUUUUAUCACGGUGUGGUAAGGAGAUGGAAACUCUUCAUAUCACGUGAAGAUUAGUGAAUAAUUUAUUUAACAUCCGUUCAGUAACCAAGGCGAACAACAAAGAAUGAACCGUGAAAAAUAUCUUUAUUAACUUUAUUAUGCGUAGUCAUAUCCCAUUAGUGAGAUGAGCAUAAAUAGAGACUUAAAUCCGCGCAAAUGUGGAUGACAGCCCGUGAGUGACAGUGACCUUUGGGGCGAAAUUAAAUGAAAUAUCAUGAAGCGUGGAGAGCAGUGGCAGCCCCGGCGCGGAGCAAUACAGGGGCGGGCGGCGGUGGCGGGGGACGGUGUGACGCUGUGACGGGGCUCUGACGUGGACCCUGACGUAGCUGCUCAUCUUCCAGUAGGAGUUCGAGUUAGCGUCCCGACUGUCGACGUAACGGCCAGUGGGACGAAGACAAAAUGCAGGUUGCUGACCGUACCGUCCGCUUUGCUGUGGAGACCGUGAGUGUGGCUCGGCUGUGGGCCAAGGCUGGCACUACGGUACAGAAUACGGUAUGGAUGGAUGGCGUGGAUGGCGGAGGGUCGGGCGGCGGCGGUGGAGGGUCAUCCGCCAGCGACCCCCUCGCCACGGUAAGCAGCGAGGGCAGCGGGGGCGGGGCCAGCGGCGGGGGAGCCACAGCCAUCCCCGCCGUAUCCACAGUCUACGUCACCAUACCCCAGGCAGGCACCAUCGUCUCCGGGGGCUCCAAGAGUAUUCAGAGUGUGAUCCAACAGCCUACACAGCCAAGUGUCAUCCAGAGCACAGCCCUGCAAACAGUACAGAUCUCUAAAGGAAAUGUUAUUCUUCUAAAACAGCCUUCUCAGCCCUCAAACUCAGUCAUUCAGUCAGCAGGCGGAGGAACUCUGCAGACAGUUCAGGUUUUAGACGCGAGUGAAGAUCAAGAAUCUUCACGUAAACGUCAAAUACUGGCUCGCCGGCCUUCAUACCGCAAGAUUCUUAAUGAAUUAGGUGGAGGAGAAAUAUCAGACAAGGGCGACGCAGGUAGCUCAGACUCCUCCCAAGACGAGCCAACGGGGACCGUGACCAUUGGGGGUCAGCAGUACCAGACAGCAGGUUUGUUGAAAGUUCUACCUGCUGGUGGGUUACAGCUGACAAGUCAAGGGGGUGACGGUCUCCAGACCCUCGCCAUGACCAAUGCAGCCACAGCUGGGGGGGCCAUCGUCCACUAUGCCCAGGGCUCAGACCCACAGUUCAUUGUCCCAGUUGCUGCUGGGGACUUGAGUGGCUUGAAGAUAGCCACCAGCUCCAGCACUGGCCUGACCCAAGGAGUUGUGUUGGCAACGUCCGCCUCUACUGGUGUUCACGGCUCAGGGGACCAGAUGGCAGAGGAAGCAUCACGAAAGAGAGAAAUCAGACUAAUGAAAAACAGGGAAGCAGCAAGAGAGUGUAGAGCUAAAAAGAAAGAAUAUAUUAAAUGCUUGGAAAACAGAGUUGCAGUGUUAGAAAACCAGAACAAGGCAUUGAUUGAAGAAUUGAAAACUCUGAAGGCUCUGUAUUGCCAAAAUAGUUGAUGUCCAAGCAUAAGUGAAAGUUCUCCACCUGAGCUGUGUCACAGGUUAUCCUCUGCAGUGAUGAAGCUUGAGGUAGUCCUAUAGUCAAAGGAAGGCUUGAUAUAGUGAUGCCAUGAUGACAAAGCUCACUUAAGCUCAUGUCCAUCUGCUGGAAUUCUACAAGAGUUUCAGCUAUCCAAGACUGUUGACGGUUUAUUUAAAUGUUAUUAUAUAACUUGGUCACCACAUUGUAGGUGGCAGACAAAGCUGCUGGCUGUGCUGAACUAAGUAUAAUGCAGGAUGAGUGUACUGUGUACAGAUAUCCUAGCUUAGGAGACUAACUUUCUGUGGUCAAAGCUAUGGUGCAUUAUUGAGGAACCCUUAUACACAUCCACUGUUCAGCUCUGAAAGAAAAUGAAGAAAUAGGUAAUUUGUUGCUGUGUGCUUGAAUUAUCAGGCAGUGUUGAGAUCCAAGCUAUCAAGUAAGGAGAGUUUCGGAGAGACUAGCUUCUUCAUUCAGGCAGCAGUGGUUGUGUUGGAGACCCAAAAGAAGCACUCAUAGGGAAAGUAAAGUCUUUGGAAGAUUUGUACUGCCACAAAAGCAGAGUAGAGUAAGAGAAUCACUAUUUGUGAUAGCGUGACAUGAUGCUUUUCAUCAUAAAUUGUCAUGUUUUGUGGUCAACUUCUGAGAAGUCAUGACCUACCAGAGAAGUGUCCUUGUACUGAGCUAACCUCAAGUCCUUGAGGAUAAUUGAGUAAUGUUCCAGUGUCUUGACAACCGUAGUAGAAGGCUGCAGUAAUCUGGUGAUGCCAGCUUUGUGAUUAAUUUCUCGUUGUUUAAUUGUCCAUUACCUUAUGAUUGUUAGGGACGGGUACUGGUACUGCUGCUCAAACCUUUGCUGGUCACUUUAUUAAAUAUUUGUGGAAAUAAUUUUUCACAACUGAAUUUAAUGUAAUGUAACUAUUAGUUUCGAGAUAAACCACAGCUAAAUUCAAUGUAAUUUAACAAAAAGUCCUGAGAUAAUCCACUUUGAAAAUAUGUGCUCUUAAUAAUUAUGAAGGCAGAGGUAUGGCAGACCUGCAGACUGACACAUUAUGAGGUACUGUGUAAUUAAAUUAUAUUGUGUAUUUUGUAGACUUGUUACCUGAUGUGCAUCUGUAUUUCUGGCCAACUGGUACAGCAAACUUGUAUAAUACUAGACCCAGUGCAACUGGGUCUUUUUAAAGUUUCAUUGGAAUAAGGGCUUCUGUGAUGAAAAAAUUAUCAAUUUAAAAAUGUUUCACUUAUUUAAUUUAAAUAUUCAUAUUGGCACUGAUCCUAUUUAACACUAAAAAAUUCAUCAAAAAGUGUGGCUAGUCAGUCCUGGCAAGUUGAUUAGUUCAUCACACUCAAAGAGAAUGUUGAAAGGUAUAUCCGGUGCAUUGCCAAGUGUCAGCCGAGAGAAAGUGUGUCCUGUUUGUAAAAUGAUUAUAAUUAUUGUAAAAUUAUUUUUGUAUGUGAUGGUAGUUGCAAAAGCCCCAUUAUUUUACUAAUUAUAUAUUGACAUGAUUAUUUAAGUGUUCAGUGUUCUAUAAUUUGGCAUUUGAAGAGGCUCUCCAUAAGUGUUCAUUAUGAGUGAUGAUCUAAAGCUCUAUGACUUGAUCUGAAAGAAUUCAAUGCUGUUGAAAAUAUAAGCCAUUAUUUUUAAUGUAACUGUGUUUGUGUUUGCUGGGAUUCACAACUAAGGUUAUGAAUCCUGAGGAAAUGAAUAAUUAUGUUGACAGGCAGUCAUUAAGCAUUUGCCUCUUGCCUUAACUGAUCACACUGGUCAUGUAAUUAUUUACAACAUGCAUUUACCAGCAUUCAACACUAAGACCUACACUUAAUGUUUGUGUGUGCCUGAACCAUUCCAACAUUGUUUAUACAGAUGUCUUUGCAUCACCACUCAAGCAUUAUCAAAAGUUUUGGGCUUCAUUCCAGGCUGUUUACUGUUGCUUUUUAUGGUUGAUAUAUCGUACAAAUUUUGGUUUGGAGACAUUAAUUUUAACCUGAAACACCAGAAUAUAUAUAUAUAUAUAUAUAUAUAUAUAUAUAUAUAUAUAUAUAUAUAUAUAUAUAUAUAUAUAUAUAUAUAUAUAUAUAUAUAUAUAUAUAUAUAAAAUACACACACACACAACCCUUGAAUUCCCGGAUUAAUGGAGGGAACACCUGUCCAGGAACCACAAAAAUCCGGGAAUCGGAAAUCGUUCCAGUCCGUGGAAAUUGCCCAUUCACAGAGGUUCAAAUACUCAGUCCGGUAAUCGUAAUUAUUCAGGACCUGCCUGGGACUUUCAUCAGUCCAGCACAUUUAAGCAGCACAUCCAAGAGAGUAACUAAAACAAUAAUGUGCACAGUAUGAUAUACACCUCAAAAUGGUGGACACUUUGUGACUGCCACCAAACAGUGUGUUAUUUGUCAGCAUGUAAUGCAAAUCUUAAAACAGACUUGCAUUACAUACUAACAAAGGACGCACUGUUUGGUGGCAGUCACGAAGUGUCCACCAUUUUGGGGUUCAUGUCAUACCAUGCGCAUUAUUUUAUAAUAAAUACCUUUUAUAAAAUACACGUAAUAAAAACAUAAAUGGGGAAUAAAAAUGAUCAUAACUACAUGCAGCUGCUAAUUGUAAACAAUCAAGAAAAUGUCACAGGAAGCAGCUUAUUGAACCCAUUGUGAACAUUUCAUUGAAGACAAACUUUAAGGAAGCAAAUUACAAAUUCACAAAUAGCAAAUAAAAUUUAAGGAAUUCAACAACUCUGAAGAUGACUAUGCAGCUUAGUGCAUUAGUGAACCCAUUGUGGAGGCGACAUGACAAUCACUGGUGACGCGAAAAACAACAGGCUGCCACCUAGUGAGUAUUGUUAUGGUUCCAUGGCCUAUCCAGUCCCCCAAAACACUGAAAAAGGUGUUGCAGACAUUGACCAAGGGAAGGAAUCUACAUUGCCAGACAUUUGUUUCAAUAACCAGACUUGGCAAGGCAAGUGUCCGUCAACUGUCAGAUUUAGCAGAACCCCAGAUUUUUUACAUGGAUUCUAUUUCAGUUCCCAGACUUGACUGGGCAUAUGUUUGACAAUUGCCAAACCCGAAUUUUGUCCUGGAGAGUCAAUAUCUGGGAAAUCGAGGGUCGAGUGUUAACAGUAAACCCUUGCUUUUAUGGACCUCGAUGUAACAAAUUUAAGCUUUAAACAAACUUUUUAGGGCCAGUCCAGUAUAUGCAGGGAGUUCAGUAAGUGUGAGGUUUGGGUUGGUGGUGAACUGGCCAAGCAUGUACAUUCACAUCAGUUGGCAGUGGUAUGGACAGUGUCGACCUGCCCAUGCCCGUCUAGUCAGUCUAGCUUUGUCCACCCGACUGUAAACACUAUCGCUCUCGUCCUUUUGUGCCUCACCUUUCUACUAAUAGACUGAACAAACUACAUUAUAUAUGGAAAUGGCACACUUUCAGCCCAUACAACAAACAAGUUCAUUAUGUGAAAAGUUUGGCUGUCAAAUUUUUGGAUAUAACAUCAUCCCCUUCCCCUCACUUGGAUUGUUAAAGCGAGGGUAUACUGUGUGUGUACAUGCAUGCAUGCAUGCAUGCAUAUAUAUAUAUAUAUAUAUAUAUAUAUAUAUAUAUAUAUAUAUAUAUAUAUAUAUAUAUAUAUAUAUAUAUAUAUAUAUAUAUAUAUAUAUAUAUAUAUAUAUAUAUAUAUAUUAUUUUUUUUUUUUUACAAGUGAAGUUGAAUCAGUGACGACUAUGACUUUUGCAUGAAUUUAUAAGAAUGAUUUGACUUCCACAAUUUGACAAUGGAUUAAUAUUAUGCUUUUCAAAGUAUCAAGACAUAACACACACACACACACACAACUUGAAGUGUGCAGUAUAGUGCGGUUCACAAAAUAACUAAAUAUAGUACAGAAAGCAACAGUUAAUGCCUGUUAAAAUCCUAAUUUUGCCAAUUAUUGAUUGUUAAACUGCUUUCUUGCUGGCCAAAAUUAUUGGACACUGAAUUUAGUUCUUUGACCGAAAAUUACAUCAGAACAAUGUAUGAAGAGCUUUUUCUAUGUUGACAAUUAUAAUUUUUCACAAUGUAUCACAAAUUUGUAAUUUUUGUACUUAAAAGUGACAAAGCUUAAAUUUUUCCUGUUACUUUUAACCUCUAUCUUGCCUCUGCAGGAUUUGGGGGGUCAGUGAUGACGAGAACCUUUAAAGAAAUUUAUAUGAAUGCGAUUUGACUUCCCAAAGUGUGAAAACAAUAUAUCUAUUAAGUCUCAUCUCAGGUGGUAAUCAAACUGUAUUACUUUCUAACCCAGUUCAUUGCUAAUUUGUGACUGUACUCAAAGAUUUGCACUGCUGCCUGAAUACCAUUGACUGGAAUGUACAUUUGUCACGGAUUCCCUACUUGUACCUGUCUGAAAAGCAGUCCAUGGCAAAUAAACUUGCUCUUUUUUAUUUUGAGAGGUAAACUGCUUAUAUUAGAACAUUUGCACCGAAGUUUAAUGAUCUUGAGAGUUUUUGUAGCUAUCUACAGACAGUCAUUUUCUUAAAGGAACCAAUGCUAGUGUGGCAUGUUUAAAUAUUUCAUACAUGCUAUUUGCUCAUAUCCUGUACUUUAUAGUGCACUUUUAAGCAAAGGUGUUGAAAAAUGAUUGUUCUAAGAUUGGCUUUAAUUUUGUGGAUAUUUGUAUAUAUUAUACACACCUGUGUUUGGCUGUGUUCCAAACAAGAACGUACCAUAAUGUCAAAUAUGUAUUUUUGAAAACUAAACUGUUGUUGAAUCAUAGAA